This is a messenger RNA of Cherax quadricarinatus, 6167 nucleotides long. The record is from RefSeq and is a predicted model, not a curated record. Lineage: Eukaryota; Metazoa; Arthropoda; Malacostraca; Decapoda; Parastacidae.
UGGGUGGCGGCCGGCCGUGGCUCUCACCUGACCAUGCUGCUCAAACACUCGGGUAAAAAAGAUGAAAUGGCCGACGGAAUUAUUUUGUUGGUGUUGAAGGUGUGAGAGUUUGUGAGGAGCCAUGGAGACCAGUGCCAGCUGGUCAGUGCCAGCUGGCACCACCUCUCAGCCAAAACAGUUAGUCUUGGGUGGCAGUGAGCAGGAUGGAAGGUGCCGAGGGAGAUGACAUUGGAGCCACAUUCCUGGCCUCAGAGCAGUACAUGGUAGAAGGUCACAAUGUUCACGGUCACCAACAUGAUGAUGAAGACAAAGAUGAUGUUCCUCACUUGCUGCGUGAACAAGAUCGCUUCUUACCUAUUGCAAACGUAGCCAGGAUAAUGAAGAAGGGCAUUCCUAAAACUGGAAAGAUUGCCAAGGAUGCUCGUGAGUGUGUACAGGAGUGUGUGAGUGAGUUCAUCAGCUUUGUGACCAGUGAAGCUUCAGACAGAUGUCACCAGGAGAAAAGGAAGACUAUCAAUGGUGAAGACAUCUUGUGGGCCAUGAAUGCACUAGGGUUUGAGAAUUAUGUUGAACCCCUUAAAAUCUACCUUCAAAAAUUUCGUGAGUCUACCAAAGGAGACAAGCCAAUGGAAGGCUCAAUGGAAGGAAGUUAUGAUGUAGACUUUACAAACAACAUGGCCACAUUCACCACCGACCACGUUAACCAGUCCGAGAUUGUUUGCACCUACGGUCCGGGUCAAGUCACUCAACAGUUUACCUUAGGAUAAAAUUAUCAUCUUUAGUCUGAGUUCUCGUUUUGUUUGGAGUUUUUAUGCCUAAUAUUUAAGGGGACUGGAUACAGAUCACAUUUGGAGGAGUACAGUGUUUCUUAAAGGUUUUGUUACUUAUAAAAUAUCAGUUUCGUUCCAGUUAACAUGGAACACACGAUUAGGCUCAGCACAGCUGGAGUGUAGCAUCACAACUCUACAACAUACAUUACAUUUCUUAAGGGUCUGGGGCAAGCUAGUUUUUGAAAAUACAUAAGAGUUUAUCUCACAUUCACACUGAAAACUCAGGGACUUGAAUGUACUUACCUUGGCUCUGUAAGGCAGCCACUUUCCAAAUCUUCUAAAAGCUGUAAUGAAUGUGCUUCAACUUCAUGAGCUUGCAUAUUCAAGGGUUCUUGAUCUAAGGAAUUUGAGUUAACCCUCUCUUUUUCUUGGAUCAUGCCUGAUUACCUCUCAUUUCCCAGGACCUCUUUGUGUUGGACAUUUUCUUGUGAAUUCAAGAACAGUGACUCACGAAAUCGUAAUGACACGAUUGCAAACAAACCAUACCACGGGCGGGAUUUGAACCCGCGGUCAGAGUCUCAAAACUCCAGACCGUCACGUUAGCCACUGGGCCAGCUAGCUUCAAUAAGAUUCGUCCAACUAGGUGUAUUUCUACAUCAUAGGAGGGUUAGCAUAGGCACCACUGUGUCCACAAAUGCAAGUUUUUACAGACGAAUCUCCCGCUAGCAUGGCCAGGAGAUUCGUCUGUAAAAACUUGCAUUUGUGAACACAGUGGUGCCUAUGCUAACUUUCCUAUAGUGUAGAAAUACACCUAGUCGGACGAAUUUUAUUGAAGCUAGCUGGCCCAGUGGCUAAUGCGACAGUCUGGAGUUUUGAGACUCUCUGACCGCAGGUUCAAAUCCCACCCGUGGUAUGGUUUGUUUGCAAUUGUGUCAUUACGAUUUCGUUAGUCAUGUUGACGGCUUUGAGGGGACUUGAGCUAGAGUUCGUCACGGCCAUGCUAGCGGGUGGACACAGUGGUGCCUAUGCUAACCUUCCUAUGGUGUAGAAAUACACCUAGUUGGACGAAUCUUAUUGAAGCUAGCUGGCCCAGUGGCUAACGUGACGGUCUGGAGUUUUGAGACUCUCUGACCGUGGGUUCAAAUCCCGCCCAUGGUAUGGUUUGUCAAGAACAGCCAUUUUGACGAUUGUUGGCUAUUAGUCAGUUUGAUUCAAAAUAGUCUCGAGAGUUAGGCAGUGUUUGUGUUUUGGUAAAGUUUAGCUAUAUAAUGUUUAAUAUUGCACUCUUGUAUCUUAAAAUGUUUUCAUAUUAAUGCAAAUUCAUGCUGUUGGGAUUUUUUCUCCUUUGUAUAGACUGAGUGGUAUAGUUGGUGUAUGUUGUAAAUCACAGGAGCAGUAGACAGUGGUACAGUUGGUGUAUGUUUUAAAUCACAGGAGCAGGUAAACAAUGGUGCAGUUGGUGUAUGUUGUAACUCACAGGAGCAGGUAGACAGUGGUACAAUUGGUGUAUGUUGUGAAUCACAGGAGUGGGUAGACAGUGGUACAGCUGGUGUAUUUUGUAAAUCAUAGGAGCAGGUAUGAACAGAGUGGUGUAAGUGACGGUGGUGCUUAAUUAAGAGCAAUGUGUGGUGUGAAUACUGUAUUAAACAGUGAAUUUGGAGUGUAGCAGUUAGAAGACUGUGUGGUGUUAUGAAAAAUAUUCAGAGGACGAAGGUAAGAGUGUUAAGGUGGUUUGGAUAUUUAAGAGAAGAUGGAACAUGAUAGGAUGAUCAGGAGGGUAUUUAAUCCAUGGUGGAAGGUAGAAUGGGUAGGGGUUGUCUCAGAAAGGUGUGAAGGUUUUAUAUGGUAAGGGCUUGAGCAUCCAGAUGAUGUGUGUGAGAGCAUGUUAGAUCAGGGCUAGUGAAGACAAGUGCUUAAGGGAUUUGACGUGCUGUUGGAGUGUGAACAAGGUAACAUUUAUAAAGGGAUUCAGAAAAACUGGUCAGGCAGACUUAGUCUUGCAAGUGGGAAGCACGGUGCCUGCACUCUGAGUAAGGGGUCAUGAUGCAGUUCAACAGGUCAUUUGAAUUAUGAUGCACACACUUGAUGGCUGCGCACUUUUAGCAAGAAAACUAUUGAAUGAAUGGUGGUGAAUGUUUAUUUUUUAGGUCAUUCUGCUUAGUGGGAGAUGGCUGAUGAAGUAAAAAAAAAAAAAAUUAUAAUUGAAUGGUACAAAACUGGUGAUCUUUAUAUACAACAAAAGGAAGGUUUUUAUCUGGUGGUUUAGGCAGAGUGACAAGAUUCGUUUUUUGCAUUAUUAAUUUUAUAGACAAAUAAUUUUAGGGUUUUGUAAAAAUCCUUGAGAAUAAUUAUUGUAGUGGAUGGUGGCAUGCAGAUACAUUAGCAUAGAUACAUCUUAACAUUAAGAUAGAAGAAAAGCUUUUUGUAACCACAUUUUUUCCUUCGAGCUGUCCACAGGGACCAUUCCUUCUCUGUCAAAUUUUGUAAUGACAUUUGUUACAGUAGAAACUAAACACUUUACAGACUGACACCUCAAAGAUUAGUUUUUUAGGAAAUCCCUCGAAUUGAAAGAUUAACCCAAAUUGGAUGAUCUUUGAGAGGCGAUACCUAACCAUUUUUAUCCUUCAUGAAGAAUGGAAAAAAUAUUGCAGUUGAGAGGGUCAUUUCAGCUGUGUGUAUGUGCACUUGUGGAAAGACAGCUAGUGAACUAGUGAUGGUAAAUGUUGCCUUGUUUUUGGUUACCUUGCCUUCGUGGUGAAAUUGUUAAAUGUUUUAUAAUUUCUUGAGAAUUAUGCAGAUACACGUUUCUCAAAACCCAGCUUGAAGAUUUUAUCUAGACACUUCUUUUUCGGGUCACUCUGCCUCAGUGGGAAACAGCCAGUGUGAUGUGUUAGUAAAAAAAAAAAAUGUGGCUUUAGUCCCAAGAGUGCCGGGAUGUAUAGAAUUUACUGUAUAGUGCUAAAUUUUUAUUAUCAACUCUGAAUAUUACAGUCUGUUUAUUAAACUUGUCUAUGACAGAGAUUUUACAUGCAGUACAGUGUUUCCUCAAUACCCACACAGAUGCCUUCCAUGAAAAUCUGUCUUAUGCAAAUAUUUGUGUAUGUGGCAUUUCAAAUUAUUCAUUUCUUUUAGGCUUUUAUUUUGUAAUUAGAGAAAAGUUCUAGGAAAAAAGAAAAAUGUCUACUGCCACAGGUGGCAGAAACUUGUGGCACUGUUGUCUGCCAUAAUGUUUUGUUAUUCUCUCUGUAUUUGCACUGUUGUUCAGUCUUUUAGUGAAUGGACAACAGUAAGAUUAAUGUUCUUUGAGCACUUACAGUCCUGUAACAAGACAGUGGGCCACAUUUCCCUUCCUUGUAUUUUGAAAUAAUUACACUCGGGCCUGGUGGUGAUGGGUCAUUCAUGGCAGCAUCUGAAAGUGUUUCUUCUAAACCUUCACUCGUUGGCAAGGACUCUACUUAUUUAUUCAUCUCAGACUUCAUUUAUGAUUUGGAUAAAUGCUUGAAAUUAGUGACCUUAUGUCUUGCUAUCUGUUGCCUAUUCUGUUUCAGAUGAAUGUUAUUUUUUUGCAUCUCUCCUCCAGCAGGACUUUGACCCUUUCAGGUUUAGUGCUUAACUUGACUAUAAUAAUGAUAACUUGAAUGCAUGUCAAAUUCUUAUAUAGGAUCUAAGGUGUCUUAAUGCAUCAGUCAUAUACCAGAACUUCCUCCUACUAAGCAUUGUUAAUUAAUGAAGGCCUUCCCUCUACAAAAAAAAAAAAAAAAAAAAAAAGGAAGAAGUGGCACUUGGACAGAAGGUAUUUAACCCAUAAACGGUCCAAACGUAUAUAUACGUUUUUUUCAACAUUUAAAAGUAUGUAAAAAAAGUAGAUUUUUUGUUUUUCUACAUUUGAAAAUGUGUAAAAAGCUUUGAUCAACUUUUUUUUUUUUUUUUUAUAUUUGAAAAUAUGUAAAAAAAAAAAUCUUAGAUCUACUUUUGUAGCACUACACAUGUGAACGUAGAUCUGCUUGGACCGUUUACAGGUUAAGGCUUAGUCCAUUGUACCACAACCAUGUAUGAUGGUCCAAAAUUUUUAUCUUUUAUGACAACUGGACCAUGGCCCUCAUGAGAGGUUAACUUCAAAUACUUCAUUAAUUGUCUGGUAAUUUGGCCAAAAAAAUAUUUUAGAUGACACUUAAAAUAUUGGGACAUAUCUUGAUAUUUCCAUAUUCUUAUGGUAGCAGCAGGGGGUAUUAAGUGUUUGUGUAGCUCAUUUUGUCCAUUGAGUGAGUACCUGAGAGGUUGUACCUGAUUGACUGAUGGCCAAGACCACACUGGUGUCCUCACAUGGCAUCCUGAAGAGCAAACUUUACUUCACAAGUUUUUACAAUUAUUGUACAUUACUCUCCUGUUUACAGUUUUGUCUUUUGAUUUUUGAGACAUUUUAAGCUUACAGUUCACCAGAAGAAUAAAUCACAUUAUAGUACCAUGACUACAAUUCACAACAAGCAAUUUACCCACAACUUGAUGUACUGCAAUGUAAAGUUAUUGACAAAGCUUCUGUGUUACCUAGACUAUUAAGUCAAGACUGUUAACCUUCAGGGUUAACUAUUCUAGAGGUCAUGGCAGCUUAACACUUAAACUGUCCAAACGUAGAUCUUAGUUCACUCACAUAGUGCUCCAAACGUAGAUCUACAUUUAAUUUUACAUGCAAUCAAAUGUAAGAAAAAAUGUAGAUCUAUGUUCGGAGCACUACGCCAGUGAACAUAGAUCUACAUUUGGACAGUUUAACCCGUAAACAGUCCAAACGUAUAUAUACGUUUUUUCAACAUUUGAAAGUACGUAAAAAAAGUAGAUUUUUUUUUUUUUUACAUUUGAAAAUGUGUAAAAAACUUUGAUCUACUUUUUUUUUUUUUGUUAUACGUACAGUGGACCCCCACUUUACGAUCACCUCCCAAUGCGACCAAUUAUGUAAGUGCAUUUGUACGUGUAUGUUUGGGGUUCUGAAAUGGACUAAUCUAAUCACAAUAUUCCUUAUGGGAACAAAUUCGUUCAGUACUGGCACCUGAACAUACUUCUGGAAUGAAAUAAUAUCGUAAACCGGGGGUCCACUGUAUUUGAAAAUAUGUAAAAAAAAGUAGAUCUACUUUUGGAGCACUAUGCAUGUGAACGUAGAUCUGCUUGGACAGUUUAAGGGUUAAGGGUUAAUGAUUUAAUGUGGUAUGUGUAUUAUUAUUUAGCAAACAGUAAUAUUUUCUUUGCAAGAUCAUUUGUGAUUUUAAAUGUAGAAUUGAUGAUUAUACAUGAAAUACAAUGUCUCUACUACUGUUGCUAUUCACUGCAAGAUGCUGCCCAUGUUGACAGUACAGUACCUGUGUAAAUUGAUUCAUGUGUGAUAAUAAAAUUUAUUAUUUAAGGUGA